AUGGACUAUUCUGAAGGCAUGGACGAGUCUGCGGCCGUCUUUUACAUCGGCCAGCACGAGUCGAAGCGGACCCUGCAUGUCUCGCCCGAAUUGGUUCAGCAUGCCCAAGAUCUCGGAUAUGAUAUGCUUACUAGCACCAUCACCAACGACCACUUCCAAAACCGCGUCUUGAGUCUCCUCAACUCCUACACCCAGACCCUCGCCGAGUCGCAAUCUCAACCGCUGCCCUUGAUACCUGCAUUGGACAACUUCGAUACACCGCUCACCCCGAACGACAUCAUCGGUCAAUUGGUGGCAUUUACUAGCUCGUGGAUCGAUCUGUCCUCACCAGACCCUAUUAUUUCGCACCUGUCGCGACAGGUCUUCCACCUCGAGGUCGCCUAUGCAGCAUUCUGUGGUGUUACCAACCUUGUCAUUCCUGGACCGAGACUCACUCACGGACAGACCGGCGUAUCUCAGUAUGCUCGAUCAAUCAAGGAGGCGCUGACCACUGGGUCUUACAUCCAGUUGCACGUCCAACUACCCAUGGAUGGAAGGCAGUCAGACUCCAACGCCGACGACAUGGGAGACCUAGCGCGCUUUGCAAGGCCUGAGUUCGAAGCGAGCAGUCAGGCAAAGAACGUCGAUUCUUGGAGCUCAUGGGAUGCUUGGAAUACAAUCCGAUCCAUCUGCAAGUACCACAACAGAUUGUCCAUUAUGCUUGAUCUCCCGCGUCGGCUUCCAUCAUUAGCUGUCCAGUCACGCUGGUUCUCUGAGCCUGUAAGACUACUCAACCUAUCGGCGUCGUCUUUCCUUGUCAAUGCCCGCCAAUCCUUCGUUCUGUCCAAAGCACACCAGGUCUUCAUCUUCCGUUGUAUGCGUCUGCAGCGCGGACCUUGGUUACUCGUCUCGGAUGUCGGCCCACUGCCAGGUAUCGAUGACCCGGACAUGAUAAUGUCGUACUCCACAGGUCAUCUGUCCCCUCGCACAGUAGAGGAUGCACCGAGCCCUGGGGCUUCAACAACAGUCGCACCAACUCCAGCCGAGGCAGCUGAAAUCGCAAAGAAGCUUCCUAAGAAGAGCAGUAGCAGUAACGACCCAACUCCUCACUUGAGCUACAUGCGAUACCUCCAGCGCAACCAACCCCCUAAAAGCCAAAUCGAACGGUUUGGUGGUGGGUUCCAAGAUUAUCUACAGAGCCCGUUGCAACCCCUUACGGAUAACCUUGAGUCUAUCACAUAUGAGGUAUUCGAAAAGGAUCCGAUCAAGUACGCUUGGUACGAGCGGGCUAUUGCUCAGGCGCUGAAAGACUGGCAUGCCGAGAGCAGAUCGACCAGUUCCAACAACGGCGCUGUCGUGGUUGCCGUUGUAGGAUCAGGUCGCGGCCCGCUUGUAACACGUGCGCUCAAUGCCAGCGCGAGCUCCGGUGUACCCAUCCAGAUUUAUGCCAUUGAGAAAAACCCCAACGCCUACGUCUUGCUGCAACGGCAUAACAUUGAGACAUGGGGAGGACGUGUCACUGUCGUCAAGACGGACAUGCGAGCCUGGAAAGGUCCAACACUUCCAGACGGUACUUUCGGCAAAGUGGACAUACUCGUCAGCGAGCUUCUUGGAUCUUUCGCCGACAACGAACUGUCCCCUGAGUGUCUUGAUGGUGUUCAGCACGUUUUGAACCCAACUCAUGGCAUCUCGAUUCCGUCCAGCUACACUGCACACUUCACCCCUAUCUCGACCCCAAGGCUUUGGUCAGACCUGUAUACUAGGAGUACUAGCGUUGAUCCAAAUGCUUUUGAUAUCCCCUGGGUAGUCAUGUUGACUCAGUUCGACUACCUCUCUACUGAGUCUCAAGAGACGAUUGCUUCUCAACAACUGGGCAAUGGUACUAAGAUGCAGCACUUCAAUCUAGAGGCCCCUCUCACACCAAACGUGCGAACAGCGUGGGAGUUCACUCAUCCCCUCCCACCUUCCGUUCUAGCUCAAUCCUCACUGCGCAAGGGUGGUUCAGCAAUAGGCGGCGGAGGCGGCUUCAGUGGAGGUGACGGUGCGAACGAACAUAACCUACGCUACUGCCGCAUCGCCUUCCCCAUCCAAGAACCCGGUGUAUGCCACGGUCUCGGCGCAUACUUUGAAACUGUACUCUACAGCGGCUCUGAAGGACCUGUGGAGCUAAGCACAAAUCCCGUUACUAUGGAACAGAAGAGCAAGGAUAUGAUUUCUUGGUUCCCCAUCUUAUUCCCGCUCAAGAACCCCAUGCAGCUCCCCGCCAACUCAGAGGUUGAAGUCAGUUUCUGGAGGCAAACGGACGAUCGCAAGGUGUGGUAUGAGUGGCUUGUUGAGAGCUACAUGACUGUCAAUGGACAGAGGAUACGAUUGAGUGUUUCUGAUCUUCACUCGAGCAAGUCAAAUGGUUGCAUGAUGUGA
Alternaria atra is the source of this 2400-nucleotide messenger RNA. RefSeq lists its product as uncharacterized. Gene Ontology annotation, cellular component: cytosol; nucleus. Gene Ontology annotation, biological process: peptidyl-arginine N-methylation; regulation of DNA-templated transcription. The record is from RefSeq and is a predicted model, not a curated record. The transcript is spliced from 3 exons. The coding region runs from base 1 to 2400 and encodes 799 amino acids. NCBI's taxonomy places the organism in Eukaryota, Fungi, Ascomycota, Dothideomycetes, Pleosporales, Pleosporaceae.